GGAAAAGCCAAUUCCUGCCUCUAUCUAGUCCCUGCGCUGCUGGGGGAAUGUGCUGCCCUGGGGACAGUGUCAGGGAGAUCCCCCAAAGCGACUCCUUGGAUUCUGCUCUUUCAUGACCGCUGGAGCGCACAGUGGCAUUGCUGAGUGCACAAUUUUAGUCUAAAGGGCCCUUUUCAGAUGCUUAUAACAUGUUCAGUGUUACUAAAUGAACCUGGCUUCUACCUAGUCUGGCAGUUCCUAUCUUGAUCUUCACAGUGGACAGUCUCGCUCUCGGGUGAAUUUAUUUCUGAAAGUUGAAUGACUAACCAGCUUCUGAGCUGUCUCACUUCACUUGGCCCACAAUUUACCAAGCCUCAUUAUUGUCAAGCCUAAAUUUAGGCCCCCAGACCUCUGUUCUAGUUACAUUUUAGCGUCUUUCUCUUGAAUGUAAACACACAUCACUUUCAGAAGCUACAGUUUGAGGGCUUAGCCAUUUAAAUUCCAGGCUAUGUGUUGAGAGAACUGAAUAGGGAUUUGCAAUCUAACUUUAUAGUUUUUCUAAAUCUCUUGGCUCAAGUAUUUCCCCAGAAUGGCAGAGUCCAGAAUGUCUGUCAGCAGGGAAAGAACUGGGGGGAACUGAAACCUCCCCCAGCACCCGCCUCAUGCUGACAGGCUGCAGAAUAACACCCAUGUUUUGCUCCAGGUUGUCCCAUGUCCUCCAGAGACAGGGAAGGGAAAUGACUGCAGUGAAGCUGGUGACCUUUGAGGAAGUGGCUGUGUAUUUCUCCAAGGAGGAAUGGGCUCUGCUGGACCCGGGUCAGAGAGCCCUCUACAGGGACGUCAUGCGGGAAAAUUAUGAGACUGUGACGUUGCUGGCAGAAUUUCUGAUUUUCAAACCUGACAUCAUCUUGUGGCUGGAUCAAGGAGAGGAGACGUGGCUGCCUGAUCUCCAUGGAUACAAGGAAAGAGAGAUCCCGAGAAACACCCACACAGCCCCUGCCUUCAUCUAUAUUCAGAGGACGUGGAGGAAGGAUGGGUCCCCUCCUCUCUCUUCUUGGGAAAGGUUUGGAGGGACAGUAGGGACUGACUCCUGUCUGGGUUCUCUCUCUGUCCCAGCAGGUAUGGGGAUGGUGAGUGUGACUGAGGAGGAGAAUCUUGGCCAGGAAGGUCCUGAGCCAGUGGAACCACAGGGGAGAGUAUCGGGAAAAGCUAAAGGGGAUGUUUCCCAGAGUCCUGAGGAGGGAGAAGACCAUGAGGGUCAGAGCAAGCAAGAGACAGAGCAAGGAAAUCACUCAGAGGAGAGACAGGGUAAAUCCAGAGGAAUUAGGAAAAUCAAAGAAACUGUUCAACAGAGAAUCCCCACUGGAGAGAGACCCUACACGUGUGGUGACUGUAGGAAAAACUUCCAAUACAGAUCAGCCCUUAUUAGACAUCAGAGAAUCCACACAGGAGAGAGACCCUACAAGUGUCUUGACUGUGGGAAAAGCUUCAGACAGAGUUCAGCCCUUAGUAAACACCAUACACUCCACACAGGAGAGAGACCCUAUGAGUGUCUAGAGUGUGGGAAAAACUUCCGUCAGAGGUUCCACCUUCAUAAACAUCAGAGAAUCCACACGGGAGAGCGACCCUAUGAAUGCCUCAUGUGUGGAAAAAGCUUCAGUGAGAAUUCACAGCUUCUAUCUCAUCAGAGAACCCACACAGGAGAGAGACCCUAUAACUGCCCCGAUUGCGGGAAAAGUUUCCGUCAUAGGUCAGUCCUCAUUGAACAUCAGAGAAUCCACACAGGAGAUAAACCCUACAAAUGCAAUGAGUGCGGGAAACGCUUCAGUCGGUACUCUCACCUCCUAUCACAUCAGAGAACCCACACAGGAGAGAAACCCUAUAAGUGCCCUGACUGUGGGAAAAGCUUCAGUGAAAGCUCAACCCUUAUUCAACAUCAGAGAAUCCACACGGGAGAGAAACCGUACAAAUGCAAAGAGUGUGAGAAAAGCUUCAGUCACAUCUCACACUUCCUAACUCAUCAGAGAAUUCACACAGGAGAGAAACCCUAUAACUGCCCUGACUGUGGGAAAAGCUUCAGUCACAACUCAACUCUUACUCAACAUCAGAGUGUUCACACGGGAGAGAAACCCUACAAGUGCAAUGAGUGUGGGAAAAGCUUCAGUCGGAUCUCACGCCUCCUAGCACAUCAGAGAAUCCACACAGGAGAGAAACCCUAUAACUGCUCUGACUGCGGGAAAAGCUUCCGUCAGAGGUCAGUCCUUGUUACUCACCAGAGAGUCCACACAGGGGAGAAACCCUUUCAAUGCCCAGAAUGUGGGAAAAGCUUCACUGUGAACUCAACCCUCACUAAACAUAGGAGAAUCCACAGUGGAGAAAGACCUUAUGAGUGUAUUGACUGUAGGAAAAGCUUCAGUCAGAAUUCACAGCUUCUAUCACAUCAGAGAACCCACACAGGAGAGCGACCCUAUAACUGCCCUGAUUGCGGGAAAAGCUUCCGUCAUAGCUCAGUCCUUAUUGAACAUAAGAGAAUCCACAUGGGAGAGAAACUCUUCAAAUUUGCUGAGUGUGGGAAAAGCUUCAGAAUCCACACUGGAGAGAAACCCUAUAACUGCCCUAACUGCAGGAAAAGCUUCUGUCAGAGGUCAGUCCUUGUUGCUCACCAGAGAGUCCACACAGGGGAGAAACCAUUUUAAUGCCCAGAAUAUGGGAAAAACUUCACUGUAAGCUCAGUCCUUACUAAACAUAAGAGAAUCCAUAGUGGAGAAAGAACCUAUGAGUGUAUUGACUGUGGGAAAGGCUUCAGUCAUAUCUCACAC
Messenger RNA from Gopherus evgoodei (Goodes thornscrub tortoise), 2798 nucleotides. RefSeq names its product zinc finger protein 420-like. The transcript is spliced from 4 exons. Gene Ontology annotation, molecular function: DNA-binding transcription repressor activity, RNA polymerase II-specific. Gene Ontology annotation, biological process: negative regulation of transcription by RNA polymerase II. The record is from RefSeq and is a predicted model, not a curated record. The coding region runs from base 642 to 2675 and encodes 677 amino acids. NCBI's taxonomy places the organism in Eukaryota, Metazoa, Chordata, Testudines, Testudinidae.